This is a messenger RNA of Colletotrichum phormii, 1841 nucleotides long. RefSeq lists its product as uncharacterized. NCBI's taxonomy places the organism in Eukaryota, Fungi, Ascomycota, Sordariomycetes, Glomerellales, Glomerellaceae. Gene Ontology annotation, molecular function: DNA-binding transcription activator activity, RNA polymerase II-specific; zinc ion binding. The transcript is spliced from 6 exons. Gene Ontology annotation, biological process: regulation of transcription by RNA polymerase II. Bases 387 to 1841 code for a protein of 484 amino acids. The record is from RefSeq and is a predicted model, not a curated record.
CGACCCACCAAAUGACAUCCUUUAUUUCCUAUUGGUCAAAUUCUUAUGCACCUUUCGUGUAGCAACUUCCACCUGAUCGCUUACGCCAAUCAUCAUCAACAUCAGCAACGUUUUCGUCAAGUUCAGGAGGCUGAUUAAACAUGAGGGAAACACAGAUUGCUAACUCGCUAACCACCUGUAUCUCUUCCCUUGCCUUCAACUUCCUAGCUGCCAAUUCUAUGUCGUCCCCUUCUUGUCCAGAGCCUUCCCCAGGAUCUCAUGCAACUGCAAGAUCAAUCUCGCUCUGGUCCGCAUAGCCGCAGUUCCCACCAAGCAUGAUCAAUCGGCGCCGCCUCAAGCCCCAGGAUUGUGUGGAGAAUCAUUGAUAAUAGGUAGAUUGAGUUGACAUGGCACCGCCCAAGAACCGGAUACGCAAAUUCCACCGUCGCAGCAAGAACGGUUGUUCGACGUGUAAGCAGCGUCAUGUACGAUGCGAUGAGCGGAAGCCUUUGUGCACGAAUUGUCUGCAGACUGGCAAGGACUGCGUAUACCCUGAAGUAGACCCUGCCGAAGAGUCUCGAUCAGAAUCCCUUUCCGAGUCCCGCUCUGGGUCCGAGCCAACCGUCGUCCCGGCCGAGGAAGCCUCCAUCAUUACCAAUGUCGUUUCAAACCAGCCAUUUGCCGGCUUCUCAUGCGACUACCAGAUGUCGGCAAUGUCACAAUGGCUCUGGCACCAGUUCACCGCCUUUUACGUCAGAGGUCAGACUCCAGUAGAAAGGGGACAGAACCUAUGCAGCGUGCAAAGAACACUUCUGCACCCGGGACUGCUUCACGGCUGUCUCGUCGUUGCGGCUUGCCAGUGGGCCUGGGUCACUGGAUCCCUUGAACACGUCAAGGUGCCAUUUCUCUAUCACAAGGCAGCCGCCUAUGAGUUUGCAAAGCAUCAACUCUCCGAGUCUGAGGAUGAUGUCAGCGAUACAGCCAUCUUUGCUAUAGCCAGCCUGGCACUCACUGAGGGAGCGGUCGGGGACUUGGAUGCUUCCUCGAAGCAUCUCCGCGGUCUUCACAGAUUAACUCUCAGGAAGAACGGCUACAACUUGAUGAGAUCGAAUCUGGCACAACAGAUGCUACAGAUGGCUGGCGAUCGCCUACGUCUAGGCGAAGUAAACGUGAUUCACGACGCCAUCAGUGCUGAUUUCCAGCCCAGCAUCAUCGCCUUGCUGUUCACGUCACUGUGGGAUAUGGAAAGUCUCCCGCCGCGGCAAGCACCGAGAUACGGUUGGUGGGAAGGCGACGAGACGCCCACAGACAGGCUCUGGCAGGACUACACCAAAAACCUAAACUGGGAGCUUUCUCGUGGAUUCGACCCAGAGCGCAACAUAGCGACGAUGCUGAACGGCGACGCAAAGAGCAGCAGGGCGAGCUAUAUUGCCACCUUUUUCUACCUCGUCAUGGCGGUCAACGACAGCAAAAUGGAUUGCGUUCUGACCGUGUGGCUGCUGGAACAACUCAUUGACGAUGUCUGCGACAAGGAGGAGGAAAUGAUUGCCGGGAAUUUCGGUCGCAGCCUUUGGUUAUGGAGUGUCCUGUUCGGAGCAGCUGUGGCUUACACGGGUAGACCAAUUACCGCAACAGGCAGAGAACAACUUGCGAGGUGGAGGGAGUUGUAUGCUGCGAAACUGAGCCUGGCUAGCGACGUAUUGCAGCUCAAGAGCUGGCACGACGCGAAGACAGUACUGGCGGAUGUCGCCUGGACCGAAGGCUCAGAUGCUGAGGGCAGACUACAAGGCAUUUGGGAAGCAGCUGUCUUGCAUCGCCAGAGCUCUGCGAGUCGCGUACGCGAGUUGGACUUGACGACGUGA